Jaculus jaculus (lesser Egyptian jerboa) is the source of this 543-nucleotide messenger RNA. RefSeq names its product G protein subunit gamma transducin 2 (gene Gngt2). Gene Ontology annotation, cellular component: heterotrimeric G-protein complex. The coding region runs from base 265 to 474 and encodes 69 amino acids. Gene Ontology annotation, molecular function: G-protein beta-subunit binding. Gene Ontology annotation, biological process: G protein-coupled receptor signaling pathway. Lineage: Eukaryota; Metazoa; Chordata; Mammalia; Rodentia; Dipodidae. The record is from RefSeq and is a predicted model, not a curated record. The transcript has 4 exons.
CCAUGGAGAAUGGCCCUGAGCAGAAAAGAGAGGAAUCAGGAUCAGACGCGAGGGAGUCACAGCCAGAGUUCCUGGAAAACCAAGGUCAAACCGGUGAAAGGUCAAGUUGGCCAAAGUUCUACCACACAGGCUUUGUGCCUGAUGGAGACCAUCUGCCUGAUCUGAAGAUUUUCAGCUGAUGAGGAACUAGGAGGCUCACAAAGCAUCUUGACUGGGUCCCGGACCAGAGACGGAGCGUGUGCUGGCAGCUCUCUCCAGAGCCUGAUGGCCCAGGACCUCAGCGAGAAGGAGCUCCUGAGAAUGGAGGUGGAGCAGCUGAAGAAAGAAGUAAAGAACCCUCGUGCUCCGAUUUCCAAGACAGGAAAGGAAAUCAAAGAAUAUGUGGAGGCUCGAGCAGGGAGUGACCCUCUUCUCAAAGGCAUCUCAGAAGACGAGAACCCCUUCAAGGAGAAAGGCACCUGUGUGACGAGCUGAUGGCCUACGGUAUCCGGCCCUCUGUCUGUCUGAGCAAGUGUUCUGGGACACCCAGGGGACCAGUGAUGU